Messenger RNA from Phytophthora nicotianae INRA-310, 1369 nucleotides. RefSeq lists its product as hypothetical. Gene Ontology annotation, biological process: positive regulation of transcription by RNA polymerase II. Lineage: Eukaryota; Oomycota; Peronosporomycetes; Peronosporales; Peronosporaceae. The transcript has 5 exons. Gene Ontology annotation, molecular function: protein binding; transcription cis-regulatory region binding. The record is from RefSeq and is a predicted model, not a curated record. Gene Ontology annotation, cellular component: nucleus. Bases 106 to 960 code for a protein of 284 amino acids.
CGAGUUGAAGGGUGAGUUUCUAAAGACAACGUAGCCAUUUCUAAACAAUAUAGCCGUGUAUGAUGAGAGGUCGCAAGUACAGUUCAAGCAUAGCGUUUGUUGUUCAUGGGCGGGGAAGGCGAUGCUGAUGGAGCAACUGUGUUCCACUCGCGCCUACGUGCCAAGAAAGAGGAGCGUAUGCAACAGAGGCAGGAAGAACUAGCAUUAUCUCGCUCUGCAGGGUCGCACCACAACUUCGACAUCAACACGACUGCAGACUUGAGAGAUGGUCUUGAGAGCUCCUCGCCGGGCAGAGACGUUAAUAUUUGGGGCCAAACCAAUGUACAUCGACCGGUUGCUGCGGAGGCUGAUGAAGAUGCCAUUAAGCGACGAGAGCGAGCGGAAGCCCGUAAACGCGUUAUCGAGUAUCACGGAAGUGUUUGGGAUGCAGUGAGCAGCAGCGAUGUGAAUAUGGUGUGGAGUUACUUUCUUGUUGAAGGUGCACCGAUGCUAUUGCGUCGACGACACCCAGACGCAGAGCAGGGUGGACGAACCCUACUUCACUAUGCAGCAUGGCACGGAUACCGAGCUAUCGUUGAACUCAUUUUGACCACUGGAUGCGAUGUGGACGUAGUCGACAGUGUGGCUAGUAAGACUACUGCCUUAAUUGAAGCUGCGCGUGCAGGGCACGCUGAUGUCUGUGUAACCUUGCUACACCACGGAGCUAGUCCAAGACACCGUGACAGCUAUGGGGAUACAGCAUUCCACUGGGCAGGUCGCCAAGGGCACGGCACAGUGCUAUUACAUAUGGCCCUAGAACAAGAGCGCUUGGAACCUGGGUCUACACCGUCACUCUGGGUCAUGAAGGUACCCUACUCAUGUGUGGGUGUUUUAAAACUAUUAUUUUAUCCGUCCUAUAUUGCUGGUAGAACUACAAAAGUCGGACUGUCGUGGACCUUGUACAACAGCAUACAUUCGUAGUUCCGCUGCUCCAGAAACGCUUGGGUAGCUCGUUCACUAGAGCUUUGGAGUCAGCGAAGGGGAAACGCAGGUCUCGUUUCCCAGUAAGAGUACGUUGCAAAAGCUGCUUUCUGGUUUCAAACAACGAUAUUCUCAUUCACUUAUGCACAGCAGGCCGCAGUUAUGGGAACCAGAAAGUCGAUCCUCAUCCAAGCAAACAAUCGACCCGAACAAGGUCUGAAUGACAAUGGAGUGCAAGUAGCAGAACCGCUUGAACCAGCAGCUACAGCUCUCAGCGGAGUCGAUGAGCUUGGCCUGGAUAUCUCGUCAUUCACAUACAUAUCGAGAGAUAGAUAAACAAGCUUGAUACAAGUCGUACAAGUAUUGAUACGAUAAUAAUACCACUACGAAAUGUGAUUCUCAUCGAAAA